Messenger RNA from Blepharisma stoltei, 3559 nucleotides. Lineage: Eukaryota; Ciliophora; Heterotrichea; Heterotrichida; Blepharismidae. The record is from the annotation of a GenBank genome assembly.
AUGGAGCAGCCCAAAAAAGCAAAUCGAAGAAUCCUCUCUCAUAAAGCUUCUGAAGUCUCCAAGCCUUCAUCUCGAUCUCAUGCUAACUCUGAAUUUAUCCCUCGAUACAAAGAAAUAACUCCAGAAGAGAUGGGCAUUUCUUUUUCCAAAGAAAAACUCCUUCUAAGCGGCAUUGGGAGCCCAGAUCAUUACAUCAUAACGCUGGAAUCAGAACAAUCACUAAACCUCUCAAUAACUUCUCGCAAUAAAAUUCCAAUAAGAAUAAUCCCAGACAAAAUUUCCUUGUCCAAAAAAAGUCGAACUGCCGACAUUAUGGUUUUUUCAGACUUGAACUCAAAUCUUGAAGUUGAAAUCCUCCAUAUUCGUGAUGAAACUAAAGAAUCUGUAACAAAAAAAGCUUUCAUUUUAGGCACACAAGGCAUCGAACUACGAACUAAUGGGUCUGAUGAGCAUUAUCAGCUGUCUCACAAAAAUUCUAGUGAGCGAUUUCAAUUGAUGCUGGAAAGUGCAUUGGAAGGAAUAGAAUUUGCCCCAAAAAUUUCGCAAACUUUAAGACCAACACCAGAGGUUGUGAUGGAUAACUUUGAAAUUUUAUGCUUGAAAGGAGACAGUGAUGAGUGUUACCCUGAUUAUCCAUUUUGGGUUGAUAUAGCUGCUGGAGAUCUACAUGGAUUAGCGUGCACUGAAGACGGAAGGCUAUAUUCAUGAGGAACUGGGCCAUUUGGGCAGCUUGGCGUCCCACCAGAAACUUUUGUGAAUCUUCAAAAAGAAAUUAUCUCAGUUAAUGUUAAAAAAUUCUGGCUGAAUAAAUUGCAAGAUGUAAAAAUGCUCGACACUCAGCCACCGAAUUUAAAAGAAUACUUAGAAAAAGACAUAAUUCCUUAUAUUCCAGUAUCUCCUAAGCCUAUUCAUGUUAAUUUUCCUAGUGUUGUUGACGCUGUAGCAUGUGGCUGCUAUCAUUCAAUGAUUUUAUCAGAAGGCCACGUUUACACUUUUGGCUUAGGAGAAGGCGGCAGACUUGGUCUGGGCCACGAAAAUAGUGUCCAUACACCUACUUUGGUCUCUCUUACCAAAAAAUGUAUAAAAAUAACAGCAGGCUAUAAUACAAGUUUUUUCUUAUUAGAAAAUAGAGAAGUUUGAAGCUGUGGAGAUCAUAGCCUUAUCAUUAUCUUAAUUAUUGAGAACCCUCCUGCGAUUCUCGAAGGGCUGUAUUCACUCAUAACGUCCCCAUCACCUGCUCGCCAGUUUGUAAACGAUUUUAGAAAGAGAGCUCCUGCCAGACGAGGGUCUUCACUCGUCAACCGGUAGUUGGAUGAAUUGCGCCACCAACUAUACGCCAAAAAAGGUUGACCACUAUGGAAAAUUUUAAAAUAUUGAAUAGAAAUUCGAAGACAAGGUGUAACUCCUGGUUUCACACUGGGAAUAGUCUCGAUUGGCCAGGAAUAAAUAGUAAUAACUCUGUGGGAGACCUUUUCAAAUUCUUGGUCCUAUUUCCCUCUGAGGCAAAAAAGGUUGGAUAUAGAAGAAGUUGCAGUCGUCUAGCCCGAUAUUGAGCUUCACCAAGCCAGAAAAAGUCCUCAAGCUCCACCCCCCCACACCAUCCCUAUGCAUCGUGUGGGAUGCCAGCUAUCGGAGUUAAGAGUACGGGCUGGAUCGCCACGCCAUUUUAAUGUAUAGUCCUGAAAUUUUUUAGAUCACUAUUGACUAUACAUUUUAAUUUUAAAUUAAUUUUUGCUUGCAGCAUUUUUAUGAAAAAUAAAAAAAAUGAUAAAUCGUUGAUCAUGAUUGUAAGAUGCCUAAUCAGACUUAGACUGUAUAAGACAAGCACCCUAAGCCAUUUUUUUCUGGUCGUAUUCUGCUGGGUACAUUGGCAUAAAUUAUAUAUAGGAGACCAUAGCCAAGGCGCUAAUGGUCAUGACGGAAAUAUAUUAAUUCCCACCAUAAUACCUUUCAUAAAAAAUGCUCAUCAAAUUUCGAGCGCUCAUACUCAUAGUGGAAUCGUAACCCUUGAUGGCACUGCUAUUUUAUUUGGCUGUAAUUCUGAUCAUAAGUUAGGUGGAGAAUCUCCUCACACAUAUGAAACUGUUGGUGGAGAAAAAAUAAGAGGAGUUUACUGUGGAGGUCGACAUACAUGCAUUUUAACUGAGAAUUUAGAUGUCUAUGCAUGGGGCUAUAAUACAUCAGGACAGCUGGGCCUAUCAAGCACAAUGUUUCACACAAUGACUGAUCCUGUAAAAGUAGAAUAUUUAUCAGGAAGAGGAGUGGUCAAACUUGUAUUAGGCUGGGAACAUUCUAUUGCAAUCACUGUUGAUGGGCUGUUGUAUUGCUGGGGAAGUAAUAUGAAAGGGCAAUUAGCUAUUGGCACAAUGGCGAAGGAAUUCAAAAGAGUUGGACUUCCAAGACUAAUUGACCACUUAUUAGGGUGCCCAGUUACCUCUAUUGCUGCCGGGAGAUAUACAAGUGUUUUCCUUACAGCUGAAUCGCAUCCAGAAAGGCAAACAAACAUGUUUAAUCACUGGAAAAAAGCUCUGCUUUGUGAAGAAAGGCAUAUGCAAGAGCUGGCCAAUUAUAGGUUUUCUUUGUUAAUUAGAGAUUUAAAGAGAGACCAACUUGUAAAAAAAGUCCAAAGCGAAAGAGAUAAAGAAUUUUCUAAGGCUGCAAUAUCAGAAAGAGAACAGGCUUCAGUUUUCAAGCCUAAGAAGCCAAGGAAUAAUGAGAAGCGCUUUCAGUUAUUUUAUACUAUGUAUCAGAUUUUCAGUCCUAACUUUUCUUCGCGUGACAUUUUCUCAACAAAACAUCUUAAAAAAUUCUAUCAAAUUUACAACGAAAAAAAACUUACAAAAAUAUUCAAGGAAAUAUCACAGUUCUAAAAUAUUCCGAACAAAUGAUAUGGAGCCAAAUGAGAAAUAUCCUCCUGAAAGCUAUUAUAGCUUUUUGCUUUGAGUGGCGCGGUAUGGGCGCCACUUCGGCAAGCUCCUUCUUCCAGUUGGCCGAGCCAACUCAGGUUGGUUCGACCAACUGGAGAAUUGACAAGUGAGGCCUUUUGGAGAGACUUGCCAAUUCUAGUUGGCCGAACCAACCUGAGUUGGCUCGGCCAACUGGAAGAAGGAGCUUGCCGAAGUGGCGCCCGUACCGCGCCACUCAAGGCAAAAAAGCAUAUAGCUUUUGGGAUGAAGAAUGCCACAAUGUGGAGACCUUUGAAGACAGAAAAGUAUAUAAAUUUCCUAAUCCAAAAUACUAUAAGCAAGAAAGAAAGCACACUGUGACAGUAUUUAAUGGUCCGAAAAAGCAAAAAAGUGAAAGACCUAAAUCGAGUGAUAAUAUUGAUUUAAGGGAUAUUGUAGCUGUGGCAAGCAACGAAGGUGCGCAACUGGAUCCAAGGCUCAUGGUUAGUAACAGGGAUAGUUUAGAAAGCCCACCUGAAAGGCCAGUUUACUAUGAAAGGAUUGAAUACAAGCCAUUAUACUCAUAUGGCCCGAGCUUGCUAUAUCCAAAUCUCUUUUAUCCAUAUGAUUUAGUCCCAAAUCCAAUGAUGCUUGCACCUUCUAAUACUAAAUAA